AUAUUUAUCCUGCUCAAAAAUUCAAAUGGCAAUUCGACCAUCACUUCCCAUCCUGCUGCUCUCUCUCAACUUUUGUUUAUUCCAUGGAGCUUCCGGUGACUAUGGCGGCGGAUGGCAGAGCGCUCACGCCACAUUCUACGGCGGCAGCGACGCUUCCGGCACGAUGGGAGGAGCUUGUGGCUACGGAAACCUGUAUAGCUCCGGGUACGGCACCAACACCGCCGCACUCAGCUCUGCUCUGUUCAACAAUGGCUUGAGAUGCGGCUCUUGCUACGAGCUCAAGUGCAACGCCGCAAUCGCCGGAAAAUCGUGCCUCUCCGGGACCAUCACCGUGACGGCGACGAACUUCUGCCCGCCCAACCCCGGUUUAUCUAAUAGCAAUGGUGGGUGGUGCAACCCUCCCCUGCAACACUUCGAUUUAGCCGAGCCCGCCUUUCUUCAUAUAGCUCAAUACAGAGCCGGAAUUGUCCCUAUAUCUUUCAGAAGAGUGGCAUGUAAAAGACCAGGAGGAAUAAGGUUCACCAUCAAUGGGCACGCCUUCUUCAACUUGGUGCUGGUUACAAAUGUCGCCGGCGCCGGCGACGUUCAGAAGGUAGAAAUCAAGGGUUCACGCACCGGGUGGCAGCCAAUGUCCAGAAACUGGGGCCAGAAUUGGCAGAGCCAUUCCAAUCUCAAUGGGCAGAGCCUCUCCUUCCGGGUCACCACCAGCGACGGGAGGAUGACCGUCAGUAACGGCGCAGCUCCGGCGAACUGGCAAUUCGGUCAAACAUAUGAAGGGAGUCAACUCUAGCAGUUUCCCAACUUGAUUGAAAAUAAUUAGAUUUCUAGUCUCUCACACACAUAUGACAUUAUUAAUUAAAUGUGUAAAUAAAACUCAUUGGGGUGAAAUUAAGUUCACUCCGAUAUAGAUUUUAUAACCACAUUUAGUAAUAUAGAUCGAGUCAAAUAUGUUCACUUGAAUUCUUUAGAUUUUUCAUAAGAAUGAGUGACUGAAAUAAGUUUCAUUUGUAUAUUCCAUUAGAGUGUGAGCUUGUUUGUGAGGGAGUGUGUUACACCAAAAUCUAAUUUGUGUAAAUGUAUCCUUUGGAGUUUGUACCAAAAGACGCAUUUAAAUUAUUUCUAUGGCAGUGGAAGCCUGUAAUUAGUUUGUCUUAUUCAUUUGUCAUGUUUUAUC
Cuscuta europaea is the source of this 1174-nucleotide messenger RNA. Lineage: Eukaryota; Viridiplantae; Streptophyta; Magnoliopsida; Solanales; Convolvulaceae. The record is from the annotation of a GenBank genome assembly.